GUGGAUGCUUGGUUCACGGGGUCUCAAGACAUGCACGGAGUAUGCGAUUUUAAAUGCCAACUAUUUAAAGAAGCGUCUUGACGGCCACUGCCCAGUUCUCUUUCUAGGGGAAAACGAUUUCUGUGCUCACGAGUUUAUCAUAGAUUUAAGACCAUUUAAAAAAACAGCACAAAUUGAAGCAGAAGAUGUGGCGAAACGACUUAUGGAUUAUGGCCUUCACUCACCUACCCUGGCAUUUCCUGUUGCGGGAACACUCAUGAUUGAAGCCACAGAGUCAGAGCCAAAGCGGGAGUUGGAUUGUUUGGCCGAUGCACUUAUUUCCAUUCGUACCGAAAUUGCAUCCAUAGAGGAGGGUGAACAGAGCACAACGAACAACGUUCUUAAGAAUGCCCCGCACACGGCAAAGUGUGUCACAUCAGAUGAUUGGGACAGGCCAUACACCCGGAAAACUGCUGCAUUCCCUUCGAGCCAUUCACACACCGAAAAGUUUUGGCCUUCAGUUGGCCGCAUCGAUGGAAGCUAUGGGGACAGAAACUUGAUGUGCAGUUGUGCAUUGACUAAUUUUUGUGAGUAA
Trypanosoma cruzi is the source of this 574-nucleotide messenger RNA. Its product is annotated as glycine dehydrogenase. The record is from RefSeq and is a predicted model, not a curated record. Gene Ontology annotation, molecular function: glycine binding; glycine dehydrogenase (decarboxylating) activity; pyridoxal phosphate binding. Gene Ontology annotation, cellular component: glycine cleavage complex; mitochondrion. Gene Ontology annotation, biological process: glycine decarboxylation via glycine cleavage system. The annotation marks the transcript as partial. Lineage: Eukaryota; Euglenozoa; Kinetoplastea; Trypanosomatida; Trypanosomatidae. The transcript has a single exon.